GGGAGCUUCUGCGGACGAUAUGUGGAGCAAUCGUGCAAGAGGAGUCAGUCCGACCUUGUCUGGCUCACAGUCCUGCGACUGGUUGUGCGUAAACGCUGCUAAAAUAGUUCGCGGUGUUUGAAGCCCCUUCCGGUGCGAACAACUUUGGCCCUCAUUCAUGCUUUUAUUCGCAACACAUCAGCGUCUGGUGCACAGGAAUAGAUCAGCACCACUCCAACCUCUUCCGCAUAUUGGAUUUCAAUGCAAAGAGAAGGUCGCCAACGUCUCUCCUAAGGAUUCGGGAAAUGAAGACUGCUUCUGACACGUACUCACUAUGUUUUAACUUUUCAAACGUUUUUUUCUGCGCAUUUUUGAUUAAGUGAUUUCCUUCAACUCGCGAAGCAUUUUCUCCCUGUGUGGGGAUUACUCGUUGCAUUGCUUCUUUUUUAACACAACCUAUAGUUUUGGGUGAGCUUGUGCUGUGUACAAUACAGUGCAAAUAUUCGAUUACAAUGUAUUUAUUUUAGGACAGCCUCUGCCCGUAGAAAGUGCCAAAUUAAGACGGAAUGGCGAACGAGUGUAAUCGCAACAUUGUGGAGAAGUAUAUCUGCCAUAAACUCUCAAAACGGGGCUUCGCGUUUGGCUUCGAUGAUGUCCGGGAUGAAGAGGCUGAUAAUAAUGGGUCGAUAGUGGUCCCUGCACCGACUUUGGUCCGCCGGUGCCGUGAAGCCAGCACCGGGCCUGACAGCGAGAGCACCCCCCAGCUGUGCAGACGGAUCCCCCAGCCCGACCCGGCCGUCGAGAUCCACAGAGUCCUGCGGGAGGCUGGGGACGAACUUGAGAGACUGUAUCAGCCGGACUUCACGGAGAUGUCUCGGCAGCUCUAUCUCACCUCCACCACGGCGCAGAGGAGAUUCUCCGAGGUGAUAGACGAACUGUUCCGGGACGGGGUGAACUGGGGCCGGAUUAUCGCUUUCUUCGAGUUCGGGGGCACGGUGUGUGUGGAGUGCGCCUCCAAGCAGGAGAUGACAUCGCAGGUGGACAACAUCGCGGAGUGGAUGACAGAGUAUUUAAACGGACCUCUGAGCAGCUGGAUACAAGAUAACGGGGGAUGGAUGUGCCCAUUACGCACCACAGCGCCAACGUUGGACAUGUUCGGCCUCACUUAUGAGCUGCUCUGA
Molecule: messenger RNA, 1160 nt
Organism: Notothenia coriiceps (black rockcod)
Lineage: Eukaryota; Metazoa; Chordata; Actinopteri; Perciformes; Nototheniidae
Product: apoptosis regulator Bcl-2-like
Exons: 2
Coding region: 546-1160 (204 amino acids)
Biological process (GO): extrinsic apoptotic signaling pathway in absence of ligand; intrinsic apoptotic signaling pathway in response to DNA damage; release of cytochrome c from mitochondria
Cellular component (GO): mitochondrial outer membrane
Molecular function (GO): BH domain binding
Source: RefSeq, a predicted model, not a curated record